AUGAAUUAACAAGAAUAGGAAUUCUUUCAUACACUUAAACAAUGCCAGAAAAUGCAUUGGAUUCAAUCCAAACAAAUGUCAAAUGUGAAGAUAUUUUAUACAGGAACUAAUAGUUUCUAUUAAAGAGGAGACAUUAUUCUUAAUAAUCUAUUACCCCUCAAUUCCAUAUUAGACGAGAGAGUCUAAUAUUUUAGAAUAGACAAACAAUAAAUAUCUGAUGGAAGUUUUAUCGAAAGAUGCAAAUUCAAAAAUUAAAUCUAUUCUCUUAAGUAUUAAUAUCACUUCUUCAAAAUCAAUGAAUCAAGUUAAGGAAUUUAUAGAAAGUACGACGAUGCGAUUAUGGUUUAAUAAUUAGUAUUUUCUAAAAUUGAAAAAUCAAGAACAAUCUUAACAAUUAUUUAACAUCUAAAAUCAAAACCAAAUUAUGCAUUUUUUAAGUUUUUAAGAGAAUGCAUUAUCAAUUAUUCAAGUUUGGAAAAUGCAGAGUUAUUUGAAAAAUAAUCAAUUUUAUCUGAGUUCCGUUUAGAUGAAGAGGAAGAUGAAUCAAAUAAAUAUGUAUGCAAUUACAAUGACACUUGUGAGUAUUCACCCAAAGAAACUGAUGAAAAAUACAUCAAUGAACAUUAUCGAGUUACCUAAUUGGAUUAAGAAGACUAAGACAUUUAUUAUAAAUUAUUUUAAAAAGUAUGUGAAUACAAACUCUCUAGUAAUACUUUGAUAAGAUGGCUUAUUGCAAGAGGAUUUGAUAUUGAUGCCUCAUAUGCUGCAAUAAUGAAUUGGAUUGAAUGGAGAAGACAACAUCGAAUUAAUCGGUUAUCAGCAAAGCAAUUUCCAGAAUUCAAAGGAAUACUAGAAAUCGUAGGGGAGAGCAAAUGCGGGAGAUAAGUUGUAUACACUAAAUAAUCUAAAUUAUAACCAGAUAAAAUAGAUCUCGAGAGAUAUAAAUGGUACUUUAUAGCUUUUCUUGAGGAUGUGUGUCGAUCAUGUAAAGGUUUUGUAGAUUCCUAUAUUACAAUUCUGGAUGUAGAUGGAUUUGGGUUCUCCAACUUUGAUCUCUAAAUGACUAAAAGCCUUCUUAAUAUGGUGUUACAGUUUUUUCCAGAGAGACAAAAUAAGGUAUUCAUCAUUAAUAUGUCUGGUUUUGUAAUGGGAUUCUACAAAAUGUUAAAGCCUUUCUUGCCCACAAGGACAAAUGAUAAACUAAUCUUUUUGGGAAAGGAUAGAUAGGAAAUUGAAAAGACAUUAAUGGAGCAUCUAGGAUUCAGUAUAAACUUUGAAUGA
This is a messenger RNA of Paramecium tetraurelia, 1281 nucleotides long. RefSeq lists its product as uncharacterized. The record is from RefSeq and is a predicted model, not a curated record. NCBI's taxonomy places the organism in Eukaryota, Ciliophora, Oligohymenophorea, Peniculida, Parameciidae. The transcript has 6 exons.